Molecule: messenger RNA, 1294 nt
Organism: Colossoma macropomum (tambaqui)
Lineage: Eukaryota; Metazoa; Chordata; Actinopteri; Characiformes; Serrasalmidae
Gene: tm4sf5
Product: transmembrane 4 L six family member 5
Exons: 5
Coding region: 231-839 (202 amino acids)
Cellular component (GO): membrane
Source: RefSeq, a predicted model, not a curated record
AAAGGGCAUCCAGCAGUUUCAGUCAGAUCCCCACCACUGUGCCUGUCAAUAGCUGGCACAGUAACAGCAGCACAAUCGGUCUUAGAAACUCUGCUUGAUUUUAUUUGGGCACAGCAUCAAGCCUAGCUGUGAAUUUUGUUCUACAGCUUUUUUGGUCUUUAUAUAUAUAUAUAUAUAUAUAUAUAUAUAUAUAUAUAUAUAUCGAUUCUUUAAUCUAAGAUCCUAAAGAGAUGUGUUGUACAGGAAAGUGUGCGCGGUUAGUAGGUUUGAUCCUGUUGCCCUCAGCGUUCGCAUGCAUGUUAGCCAACGUGCUGCUGUUCUUCCCCAAUGGUGAGCGUCUGGAGACCAGUCAGAUUUCGACGCAGGUCUGGCUCAUGGGAGGACUGCUCGGUGGAGGACUGUUUAUGCUGUGUCCAAGCUGUUCCGCUAUCAGAGCCGGGGGCAAGGGUUGCUGCGGGAAAGGUUGCUGUGGGAACCGCUGCCGUAUGCUGAAUUCUGUGUUCUCCUCUGCGUUUGGUCUGAUUGGGGCGAUAUACGGCACCAGCGUCGCAUCUGCAGGACUGGCUAUUGGACCAAAAUGCAGAGUGUCCGGUGAGACCUGGGAGUACCCCUUUAAGGAUGCACCCCAAGGAAACAGCAGUUACUUGGUGGAUAAAUCUUUGUGGUCUGUCUGCGUGUUCCCGGAGAAUGCAGUUCUUUGGCACAUCGUUCUUUUUUCCAUAAUCUUGGGGCUGGGCAUGGUGCAGGUGGUGCUCCUCGCCAUCCAGGUCAUCAAUGGUUGCCUGGGCUGCUUCUGUGGGGACUGCAGAAACAGCAAAGAGGAUGAUGGAGGAUUGUGAAAAGAAGAUUUUAUGGCUGAUGAGUUAUGACGCCAUUCAUAUGCCAGACUCCUUUUUUACAUACAUGUAUGCACUAUACUUAUGCUGUAAGUACAUGUAUGGACACCAGCUUCCAUAUUUACAACUUGAAGAUAUGCUAAUUCAGCACCAGUAAAUAGAUAAAUAUCCAUUCUGAAAUAGGAUUUUGUAAAUUUAUAUUUCAAAAUUAUAGCUGUAUUGUGCUUCAGAUUUACCAAAAGAUCAAUUUUUAUACAUUUAAUGACAAGUAGUCCCAAAGCACUCUAGCAAUGUGGAAAUCAGAGUUUUUUUUUCAGUGUGUGUUCCUUUGAAUCCCUCUGAACUUCUGACAUUGUAUGAUUACAUAAGCAUCUAUCGUCAAAGGCAACUUGUACUACACUAUUUAUGUUGCUGUUAUCAUUAAUUAUUAAAGUGAAUACAUCAGAAAGAGUUAUGAA